Messenger RNA from Cooperia oncophora, 1677 nucleotides. The record is from the annotation of a GenBank genome assembly. NCBI's taxonomy places the organism in Eukaryota, Metazoa, Nematoda, Chromadorea, Rhabditida, Trichostrongylidae.
AUGAUGAUAGUCCCAGUUUUGUGGAGUGCCGUUUUAAAGUAUUCCAUAUUGAAGGACUCACCAGCUAUGUGCAAUGGUUUGCCGGAGGAGACACAUGACCCGGCAGAAGUAAUAGAGCGCAAGCAACACGCUCUGAUCAAGUCUCUUAUGAAUCUCACGUCGACGCUCGACAACCUCUUGACGGAAAUGGGGAAGUCGUCUAGUGUGGGGACAAAUGAGAAAGGGAAGAACAAGUCCAUCAUUGAUAUUCCGAUCUCUUCUGAGAAACCUGAAGUGUCAGCAAAGGACGACAGCAGAAAGGACAAGGAAGCCAAGAAGGAAGCUCGCAAAGCCGCUAAGGCAGAAGCUAAAAGCAAGGUGGCAUCCGCUCCGUCUAGUACGGCUAAAUCCACAGCUCUAGCUGCUUCUGACCGACAGUGGACGGUUAACGAGGACAAAAGAACGUCGGAAACUGGCCAGUCUCUCACUGCUUGCUUGCCUCAGACAUUUACCAACUUUGGAAGCCAGGGUAGAGUUACUCGCUUCGUUUUGGAGUUCUUAAAGGUCCGGAAAUUUCGUAAGUUGACCGUGAUUAAUUUAGAGUUAGGUGAAAUCGAUCUCACAUUCACGGUGGACGAUCAACCGUGGGUGGAGGCGUUGUCACGUUUGAGCUCAAAAAGGAAUAUAGCUUUCAAGGGCGCUGUGGUAAAUGAUUGCAAAGACCCUUUAACGAUAGUUAACUCAUCACUUGGAGAAAAGUUUUCCGUCGUAUCCUCCUGUGGCACAUUGAAUUGCCGUGUAACCAGUUGGAAACUAUUUGGUGCUGCUUUAGGCAUUUUUUCAUUUGCCCCUAAUCACUCAAUUCAAGCAGCUCACCAGCACAGAUGGCUCCUGAAGGUCGAGUCAGUAUUAGCUGGAAAAUCGACCAAGGAGGACGUAGUACGUGAAGCAAGCCAAUUUCUUUCGCAGUUCGAUGCUCUUGGAUCGCAGUUCAACUUUGGUAUAGCAGAUAUCUGUGUUGAUUGGGGCCUCCAACUCUCCUCUGCCAAACAAUGUCGAGCUGUGGAUGAAGAGACUGAAUUCAGUCAUGUGAAGUUGCGCAGCUUCUGUGCAUUUCAACUGUUGCAUGCAGCUGUGCUACACAUUCGUUCUAGUCCUAAACGAUACCAGGCUUGGGAGAUCGAAAUGCCGUUCAUGCACGGUACGAUGCCGCUUCGGCGGACAUUUUACUAUCUUCUGCAAGGAAAGAUCAAGUUCAGGGAUGAUGUUCAGGUGUUCGCCAUGGGCUUCCAUCGGCAGCCGAAUGAAGAGCAGCGAGGUGCUCGAGAAUUUGUGUUCUGGCACUGGGCUCAACUUCAGUACAAGAAUCCACGGGUACAACUUGUCAAGCACAUCGAUACCGUCAUCACUCCAUUUGCAAGGGCGUAUCUAAAAGAUGGUCGUGAGGUCUUAUUUGAUCUGGAAGGCAUGAAUCGUGAGGAAAUCGAAUCACGAAUUGCAACUACAUUAGGAAAAACCGAGCUGGUCAUGAAAAGAGAGGAUCUAAUGGAAAUAGCAAAGCUGAAUCCGGCUGAUUUCGGUUCCAAGUGCAAGAGACAGUGCAUGUGUGAGGUGCAAGGACAACAUCCAUGUACAGCGCUAUUGCAAGCGCCAAAAUAUAUGACCGGCAAAUGGAGAUGGAAUCACAAUCUGAUAUAG